AUGAUGUACAGAACCGUUCUCGCCGGCAGGAGAGCACCCGUCUCUCUCAAACCCAUCGUAUCUGCUCGACUUUACGCGACCGACCCCCAUCCUACUUCUCCUCCUCCUACUCCUAGACCUAAACCUGAUCCUACUAGUCCCCCUUCAAGUGGACCAGGUGGACCAUCCGGAUCAGGCGGGAUGGAUACCCCAUCAGGUAAUGGUCUCUUAUACGUUGGAGCAGGAGUUACUCUUAUCGGAGCUGUAUAUUUCCUCUUUGGCGGCUCAUCAACCGAAGCCGUAGCUAGUCGACAAGUCCGAUCUCAUGAUGCUCCUUUAAAACAGGCCGAACUUUAUACUAAAGGGACUGUUGAUCGAGUAGAGGGAAAGGCCGCUGAAUUAACGGGUAAAGCCAAAGGUCAAUAUGAAGAAGCUAAAGGAGAAGUAAAGAAAGUUUUCAAGUAA
This is a messenger RNA of Kwoniella botswanensis, 444 nucleotides long. RefSeq lists its product as uncharacterized. Bases 1 to 444 code for a protein of 147 amino acids. Lineage: Eukaryota; Fungi; Basidiomycota; Tremellomycetes; Tremellales; Cryptococcaceae. The transcript has 4 exons. The record is from RefSeq and is a predicted model, not a curated record.